AUGCUAAAUACCCCAGAUUUUAAUGAUGAGAAUCGAGAUCAUGAAGCUGAAAAAAUGUAAGUGAAUGAUAAUGGAUCAGCAUUUAACCAAAAGCCAAAUAAUCAAGCUAAAACUGGACAAGGGCAUAUCUAAAAUGACAAGUCUAAUAGAUCUCAAGGGGCUAACAGCGAAUUCUUAGAACUAAAAUAUUCUCAAAUUGACGAAGUCAAUUCUGAAUACGAAGUGACUUAGAUUGAUAGACCUGAUCACUAUCAUGCAAAUUUUUACUAAAUGUCUUCUGAGUUCUCAUUUGGACAGCCUAGGCAAGAAAUGAGUUAAGAUGAGAAAACAUAAAGCAGAUAAGCUGAUAGUCUAUAUAUGAAUGAGGAUGUAUCUUAGGUUUAUCAAUAUGGAAAUGAGGAUAUGACUUAGAUUGGAGGUGGUAGUCAAGAAGAAUAUGAGUAUAGCCAUAAUUAGCAGCAUUUCAAUGAGAAGGGCUAAAACUAAUUAGAAGACUUUACUUAAAGCUUAGACAUUAAUUUGAAUAAAUAAGAUGUAACUCAAUACAAAGGAUAUGAUUAGAAGGAACAAUAGUAUUAUUGCUAUAAUGAAUAAUAACAGCAAUAAUACUAAGAUAGCAAUUACUAGUCAGAGAAUUUUGAAUAAUAGGAUAAUUUGAAUCCAGAAAAUUUAUAGUACCAGUACAAGAAUUAUUAGGAUUAAGCUGAGCCCUCAGUAUAACAUUAAAUGCAACAAAAUUUAAAGAGAAGAAAAAUAUAAGAUGAGAAUAAAGAUAGUAAUAGAAAUGCUGAUGCCUAAGAGUUCAUAACAUUAAAGCCAUCUUUCCCAUUGUAUAAUUCUAGUAAUGAGAAAAGAACGAAUCUAGUUUAGAAUUAAUAGUGCAAUUAGAAAAAUAGUCAUUUUUAGCAGAAUCAGAGCAGUGAUUCCUAAUAGACUUUAUCUGAAAACAUGUUUUCCUAGCAACAAGAAUUUUCUAUUCGAGAUUUUUGUCAAAAGCUAAUCAAGAAAACUGGUGUCAAUGAAUAGAUUGAAUCAAACUAGUAAAGGUAUGAUUUGAAUUCAACAUUCAUCAAUGAGAAGAAGUAAUUGAUUAUUGGACACAAGAAGUGCAUUGGAGACUACAUUGAAUAACUAGAAUAGACCAAGGAAGAAGAUGAGUAAGUAUUCAUGGUUCUGGAGAGUUUGAUUAAUUAAUUUCAUGAGCUUUACUACUUGAGAGAUGAUGAUAAUCCUUUACUGAAAAAAUUAUUAGCAUCAAAUACUGCUGCUCUACCAUCUACCAAGGAUUUGAAUUAAAGCAUAUUUGAAAAAGUAGGGGCAAACUAGGGUACUAAGAGAACAUUGCAAUUUGCAAAUAAGCAAGCAUAUAGAGCAUAGUAGCAGUUUGAUGAAAUAUAGGAGCAAGAUGAAAGCCAAUAUGAUCAUUAAGAAUAUAGUAAUGGCUUAUUAGAUUGCUAGAAUAAGAUUAAUGAUUUAUCUAUUGAUUUUGAGGCUAAUAAGCAAAAGUAGCAUUUGUACAGUAAUGAGUAAGAUUAUUAUAUAGAGGAGUAUUGA
Molecule: messenger RNA, 1554 nt
Organism: Stylonychia lemnae
Lineage: Eukaryota; Ciliophora; Spirotrichea; Sporadotrichida; Oxytrichidae
Source: the annotation of a GenBank genome assembly